This is a messenger RNA of Polyodon spathula (Mississippi paddlefish), 3033 nucleotides long. RefSeq names its product LIM domain only 3 (gene lmo3). The record is from RefSeq and is a predicted model, not a curated record. NCBI's taxonomy places the organism in Eukaryota, Metazoa, Chordata, Actinopteri, Acipenseriformes, Polyodontidae. Gene Ontology annotation, cellular component: nucleus. The transcript is spliced from 4 exons. Gene Ontology annotation, molecular function: DNA-binding transcription factor binding; transcription coactivator activity. Gene Ontology annotation, biological process: positive regulation of transcription by RNA polymerase II. Bases 371 to 841 code for a protein of 156 amino acids.
AGAAGGUUACAGCGCAGUAAAGGGGUAUGCAGCAUGCGCCUUUGUCAUCGCCUGUCAUUUCCACGCAGCCCCUUGCAAAGCAGCGACUGGCAGGUUCAUGAUUUCUUUUUCACAAAUAGUGAGACGAACCAAACGUCGCCGUUGUGAGAAACGCGAGUUACGUUAUUUGCUGUAGCGACCAAGUCUCAUUUUAUUCCGUACGUUCUUUUUUGGAGGUCUGUCACUCUGAACAAUAGGGUAGCCAUCGCCGGCAGCACCGUGUAUGCAUUGCAUACAGCUGCUCACUUGACCCGCAGCGACUGUGAGUGACUGACCGGACAGUUUCGUCUCCAGACUUCUUGUGUGCAUAGUGAACGGGGGUUGUCAACAAAUGCAGGAAAGGGAUCAAAGUUUCGGUAUACAAAUGCUCUCAGUCCAGCCAGACACCAAGCCGAAAGGUUGUGCUGGCUGCAACCGCAAGAUCAAAGACCGCUACCUCCUAAAGGCCCUGGACAAGUACUGGCAUGAGGACUGCCUGAAGUGUGCCUGCUGUGACUGCCGGCUGGGCGAGGUGGGCUCCACACUGUACACCAAAGCCAACCUCAUCCUCUGCCGUCGGGACUACCUGCGGUUAUUUGGUGUCACUGGGAACUGUGCUGCUUGCAGUAAACUCAUCCCUGCCUUUGAGAUGGUGAUGCGAGCUAAGGACAACGUAUACCACCUGGACUGCUUCGCAUGCCAGCUGUGCAACCAGAGGUUUUGUGUUGGAGACAAGUUCUUCCUAAAGAACAACAUGAUCCUCUGCCAGACGGACUACGAGGAAGGCUUAAUGAAAGAAGGCUUUGCACCGCAAGUCCGCUGAGAGAGAGAGAGAAAGAACACACGCAAAUAAAGAACUAAUUCCACAAACCGAAAACACCAACUUCUUUUAGCAUUUGCCCAACAUGUACAUAAGAAAUGAGGCCGGAUCCGCUGUAUAGACUAGCUGUAGGGAAUGAGGAGACUAUGAUACUAACAGGAGACUGUGAUGGAUGCAGGGAUGAGGGCAGCUUUCAUCACCCCCUUCCCAAACAACUGGCUGUAGUGUGAGUGACAAGCGGGGGUUAUUUAAUUAACUCCUGCAUCCAGAGCAGAGGAAGGGGGAGAUGCAGCCUGUCUGCUUUAGACUCUGGUCCAGUGGGGCUCUAAAGAGUGGUCUGUUCGUCCCUGGUCCUAACUCCUUACGCCCUCUGCUAUCCGUUGUGCCCAUUCAGAGAAGAACAAUCUUGAACUCAUUUCAGCCUGAAUCUGAUCCGUCCCUGGCCCUCCUGUACUGCCAUCCAGAUUGAUCUGAGACUGUUAAAGGGGUGCUGGCUCAGGCUUUACAAUUCUUAACUAAUUUCAGCAACGCUCAGCCAUCCUUUUCUUGUGAUGAGUUCUGAAGACUGAAUUAAGGAUACACAGGUAUUUCACAUACAGCAGGAUUAAACAUUGCUGCUGCUGGCAGUGCAUUUCCUGGGAUGUAGGUCAGUUUUACUCCAAUAGUUCAGUUAAAAAUCAAGACCAUGUGACCUACAGCACAAGAAGUGGUUAGGUACCAGGAGGUGGCAGACAUGUUUAUUUAUCUAUAGAGUUAUAGCUACUGUUAAUGUGUGUAUCCCAAAUUAUACAAAGAAUCCAUUACAAAAUCCAUUACUGGCUCUAAUAAGGAUUCUGAAGCGGAUUAUAAAGCCUUAGUUAGCGCUCUCUUAAAAAGUAUUGUAAAUAUAUUUGACACUUUGGUUUUUCCUUGUUUCUUUUGCUUGCUAUUGUAUAAGGUUGGUUUUUAUGCGUCACCUGGCAUGAGAUGUUUAUUUUCGGACGACUCUUGUACAUACUGUAUUGUAAUAUUUCAAGCACAAAUGUAAUACAGUUUUAUUGUGUUUCCAUUUGGGUUUGCUCUUUUCUUUCUUUCCAUCUUUCUCUUUUUGUUCCUUUCGGUACUGUUGGUAUUUUGUGCAAUUCCUUGUCCAGAUUUUAUUGUAAAUCUUUUGCUUUCUGUACUGGGAAAAUUUAAACAGAGCUGUAACUUUACAGUAAAAAGAGUUAAACAGCGACAGACAAUCCCAUUAUCUGAUUUGCCAAACCGCAUUUCUGCACCCUGAAUGCCCCAUAUAUUAAAGAGAACAUUUAACAAUGAGGAUGAUAUGGUUUAGAAACAGCACUGCUUGAGAAAAACUAUUAGUUACAUAGAGAACAAGUUUUUUACGUGAUGUGCUCCACUGCAUUCCCCAGCACCUUCUCUAUAUUACAGUCCACUAACAGGUCAGGCGUAUGCAUCAUGCUGACCACAUACACCUCUAGCCAUUGCUGGUUAGUGCUGCAGUAUUUAGUGGGAGUCAGUCCUUCAGCGGCAGGCUGUUCUGUGAAUGGGACCUUUUGUGACGUGAAUCCCAGUUUAAGUGAAUGGCAGAGAGGUUCCACCUGACUGCUCUGUUUUUCCUGGACUCCCCUGUGCUUUGCUGUAAUGCAGGUCUUGUUCUAACACACAGUCCAGUCUGUGGGGACAAGGCUGCAAUGAGUAUGAGAUCCAUAGAACUGUCUUUGAACAGGAGAAGGGGAGAUAGGCACUGUAAUGCAGCCUGUGUUCAGGACAUGAAAGGCAUUACUGUAUCUUUACAUAAUGUAACACAAAAGAAAUUUGUUUGAAGGCAUGUGUUAACUCACUGGUAUAUCCCUUCCUGCCUGUGCUGAUCAACCCAUGUUAAUAUUAGUUAAGUAAUAUACUACUGAUUACUGGUAUAUGUUACUGAUGCCUUUCUUAUAGAAGUAAUACAUUGCUGAUUACUUUUUAUUUUUAUUAUAAUAAUAAUAAUAAUAUAAUAAUAAUAAUAAUAAUAAUAAUAAUAGAAAAGCAAUUUGCAUACAGGUGCUUCUGCCGACAGCUGAUACUGCAAGAUUUCCAAGUAAAGUAACAACCCUGAAAAGUAAUCAGAUUACUUCUCAAUAUUUUUUUUUUUUUUAAAGUAAUACCUUAUUGUAAUAAGUUGCUCAAAAAGUAAAUCUGAUUACAAGUAAAUCAGCUUAUGUUUUACA